CGAGGGCGACUCGCGCCGCCGCCCCGCUCGCCCCCCGCCCGCCGCCCGCCCUCCGCCCGCCGCGGCCCCGCGGCGCGGGCCCGCCGCAGCGCAGCCGCUCUGAGUGACUCUUGAUGGAAGAACACGGAGUGACCCAGGCAGAGCACAUGGCUACCAUCGAGGCCCACGCCGUGGCCCAGCAGGUGCAGCAGGUGCACGUGGCCACCUACACGGAGCACAGCAUGCUGAGCGCCGACGAGGACUCGCCCUCCUCGCCCGAGGACACCUCCUACGACGACUCCGACAUCCUCAACUCCACGGCUGCAGACGAGGUCACCGCUCACCUGGCAGCUGCAGGUCCUGUGGGGAUGGCAGCAGCUGCUGCUGUGGCAACGGGGAAAAAACGGAAGCGACCUCACGUUUUUGAGUCCAACCCCUCUAUUCGGAAGAGGCAACAGACACGUUUGCUCAGGAAGCUCCGGGCCACGCUGGAUGAGUACACCACCAGAGUGGGGCAGCAGGCCAUCGUCCUGUGCAUCUCACCCUCCAAACCCAACCCUGUCUUCAAAGUAUUCGGUGCUGCACCCCUGGAGAACGUGGUACGCAAGUACAAGAGCACCAUCCUGGAAGACCUGGAAUCGGCGCUGGCCGAGCACGCUCCGGCCCCUCAGGAGGUCAACUCGGAGCUGCCUCCCCUCACCAUCGAUGGCAUCCCUGUCUCCGUGGACAAGAUGACCCAGGCACAGCUGAGAGCCUUCAUCCCCGAGAUGCUGAAGUAUUCCACAGGUCGUGGGAAGCCAGGCUGGGGCAAGGAGAGCUGCAAGCCCAUCUGGUGGCCCGAGGACAUUCCUUGGGCCAACGUCCGCAGCGACGUCCGCACGGAGGAGCAGAAGCAGCGGGUCUCCUGGACCCAGGCCCUGCGGACCAUCGUGAAGAACUGCUACAAGCAGCAUGGGCGCGAGGAUCUGCUCUACGCCUUCGAGGACCAGCAGACCCCGCAGACCACGACCACGCACAGCAUCGCCCACCUGGUGCCCUCCCAGACCGUGGUACAAACCUUCAGCAACCCCGACGGCACCGUGUCCCUCAUCCAGGUUGGCACCGGUGCCACAGUGGCCACGCUGGCCGACGCCUCCGAGCUGCCCACCACGGUCACCGUGGCACAAGUCAAUUAUUCUGCGGUGGCUGACGGAGAGGUGGAGCAGAACUGGGCGACGCUACAGGGUGGGGAGAUGACGAUCCAGACGACGCAGGCCUCCGAGGCCACGCAGGCGGUGGCCUCCUUAGCGGAGGCGGCGGUGGCGGCGUCGCAGGAGAUGCAGCAGGGAGCCACUGUCACCAUGGCACUCAACAGUGAAGCCGCUGCCCACGCCGUAGCCACGCUGGCCGAGGCCACCCUCCAAGGAGGGGGACAGAUUGUCCUGUCUGGGGAAACUGCAGCAGCAGUUGGGGCGCUCACUGGAGUCCAGGAUGCCAAUGGCAUCCUAGCAGCAGACUAUUCAUGUUGCAAGUGGACCGUGGCAGAGGGUUCGUCAGGCCUCGUGCAGAUCCCGGUGAGCAUGUACCAGACCGUGGUGACCAGCCUGGCCCAAGGCAACGGCCCCGUGCAGGUGGCGAUGGCGCCGGUGACCACGAGGAUAGCGGACACUGCCGUCACCAUGGACGGGCAGGCGGUGGAGGUGGUGACCUUGGAUCAGUGACGGAGCAGCGGCGUCGCGGCGAUUCUCCUCGUCUCUUACGCGACUUCGUGGGUUUUUUUUACACCUCUCCGGAGAUGCGAUCAGGUGGCAUUUGAGUCUCCCGGCUUUGGAAACGAAAGGUUUUGUUGACCUUUUUUUUUGUUUUAUUUUGUUUUCUUUUUUUUUUUUUUUUUUUUUUCUU
Poecile atricapillus (Black-capped chickadee) is the source of this 1860-nucleotide messenger RNA. It is a transcript of the gene NRF1, whose product is annotated as nuclear respiratory factor 1. Gene Ontology annotation, molecular function: DNA-binding transcription factor activity, RNA polymerase II-specific; RNA polymerase II cis-regulatory region sequence-specific DNA binding. Gene Ontology annotation, cellular component: nucleus. NCBI's taxonomy places the organism in Eukaryota, Metazoa, Chordata, Aves, Passeriformes, Paridae. The transcript has 12 exons. The record is from RefSeq and is a predicted model, not a curated record. Gene Ontology annotation, biological process: regulation of transcription by RNA polymerase II. Bases 114 to 1679 code for a protein of 521 amino acids.